GCAGGCGCUGCCCGGAGUCCCCCGUCCUGCUGAAAGGGUCGUUUGGAAGGUGCUCCUCGGUUUCGGGGGUGGCACCGCAGGAGGGAAGAGCCGCUCACAAGUGACUUGUUUACCUGAAAUAGGGAGGAAGGUAUGCUUCAGCCACUGCAGAGAAGGAGCAGUACCAAGUUGGAAAGAUCAGCAGUAAACAAAGGCAGAGUGAAGAAUUUGCCACGUCGUGACUAAAGGUAGAAGGAAAAAAAAACCAAAACCUGCAAGGAGAUCAGCCCAGCAGCAGAUCAUCCACAUUUGUGGAAUCCAGAGGCUUUGGGGGAUCUUUGUUACACAUCCAGAAGAACAAAUAACGCUGUCACACGUACAUCAUUGUGUCACCUGCAGUCUGGUGCCAGCUCUGGUGUAGAUGGCUCAGCUUCCUCCUGGGAUUCGUUUCAUCACUUCAUUCUCACGAGAUCAGUGGUAUAGAGCUUUCAUUUUCUCUCUCACUUUCCUGCUGUAUGCCAGCUUCCAUCUAUCAAGGAAACCUAUCAGCAUAGUGAAGGGAGAGCUGCAUAAGCAUUGUGCAAGUCAAGUUGAACUUGACUCCUACAAAGAAUAUGCUGCCCAGAUCCAGCCUGUCAAAAAGCCAUUUAAUGCCUCUCAGUGUGGAUGGGAGCCAUUUGAUAAGAGCAACUACAAACAGCUACUGGGAGCACUGGAUUACUCAUUUUUGUGUGCAUAUGCAGUUGGAAUGUAUUUAAGUGGACUCAUCGGAGAGCGGCUGCCCAUCCGGUACUAUCUGACAGGGGGGAUGCUCGCCAGUGGCCUCUUCACUGCCAUGUUUGGACUGGGUUAUUUCUAUAAUGUGCAUAAUCUCUGGUUUUACAUAAUGGCCCAGAUAGCUAAUGGGUUGGUGCAAACCACUGGCUGGCCGAGUGUGGUUACAUGUAUUGGCAACUGGUUUGGAAAAGGAAGGAGAGGUUUGAUCAUGGGAGUCUGGAAUUCACACACUUCAGUGGGGAAUAUCCUGGGAUCCUUGAUUGCUGCUUACUGGGUGUCCACGUGCUGGGGCCUCUCCUUUGUGGUGCCUGGGGUCGUCGUGGCUGUCAUGGGGGUUGUUUGUUUCCUGUUCCUUAUUGAACAUCCUAAAGAUAUCAGUUGCUCCUGCACACCAUCCAGUAGUUCUAAAACAUUCUUGAACGGUGCCUCUCGGUGCAGAAUCCAGAUGCCAACUUUAAAUGCUAAGGAAAAUGGCAAACCUCAGGAUCCAGAGGUGCAGCAUUUGCUCACUGACAGUGAGAGCUGCAGCGUGUCCCUGAGCUCCAGCACUGUGGCCACUGGGGAAGGAAGGCAUGGGACAUCAGCCAUCAGCUUCCUUGGGGCCCUGAGGAUACCUGGAGUUGUGGAGUUCUCCCUUUGUCUCCUGUUUGCAAAGCUGGUGAGCUACACUUUCCUCUUCUGGCUUCCCCUCUACAUCACAAAUGUAGAGCAUCUUGAUGCCAAAAGAGCUGGGGACCUUUCUACACUGUUUGAUGUGGGUGGGAUCUUUGGUGGGAUUUUGGCAGGUCUCAUUUCAGACAGGCUGGAGAAGAGAGCAUCAACCUGCGGAAUGAUGUUGCUGCUUGCAGCACCCACACUAUACAUGUUCUCUGCAGUCAGUAAAAUGGGCCUUGAGGCUACUGUAGUGAUGCUCCUUAUCAGUGGUGCCCUGGUGAAUGGCCCUUAUGCCCUGAUCACCACUGCUGUCUCUGCUGACUUGGGAACCCACAAAAGCCUGAAAGGGAAUGCAAGAGCCCUGUCCACAGUGACGGCCAUCAUCGACGGGACGGGCUCUGUGGGUGCAGCUUUGGGGCCUCUCCUGGCUGGCCUUAUUUCCCCUUCAGGCUGGAACAACGUGUUUUACAUGCUCAUGGUGGCAGAUGCAUGUGCCUUGCUACUCUUACUCCGUCUUAUCCAGAAGGAACUUCAGUGUCAUGCAGAUCACAGCCUGUUCAAAGAACACUGAGCUAUGAGACCAGAGCUGGGAUAAGCAGUGUGCCCAUGGAUGGAGCUCUUCCCUGAAAACCAAACACCUUGUUCUGUAUUUAAAGAGUCUCAGUGUGGUGAAGAGCCUUGCAGGAUUGCUGGAAGCAGCUGGUAGAUCCCUGAAGCUCUGAUUUUUGCACAUGAAUAAGUACCUCAGGAUGGCAAACUGUUCACCAGAUGAAGAGAUGGGGACUUGGGGAAGGUUUCAGCAGCACGCCUCGACUGAGCCAAAGAGAAAUACCAAGUGCCUUUUUUAUUUCUUUUGAUAGGAUGUUUUUAAUUGAAACUAUGAACUGUGUAUUUUCCAAAAAUCAAGGCAAAGCUGGAGCAGGAGGAAGUUGAAAUUUUAGCAGUCUGUGGGUGUCAGUGAGCAAAGUAUGUGUCUCUUAUGUCAUCUUGUGUACAUUGAGAGCAUCACUUUCCAGAGGACAAUAUCAGCUGGUUAUUAAGAUGUGCUGCUAUUAGUAUUUGAAGCUGCUCAGACAAUAAUCACCCUGCUGUAUUAUUAGUUUUUAGCUCCAGUACUACUUCCCAAGGACAGCAUCCAGCCUUUUGGUAGGUUAUAAAAUAGAAUUUACUCUUCCUGUGUACUGCAGUUAGCAGUCUUCACAGAUCCUCUGGAUGGAUGUUAGUCCUCCAUUAGGAUUAUGCAAAAAAAAAGUAGUCCUAAGCAACAAAAAGCAGUUUAUGAGUCAGAAUUUCCAGUGGGGGCCCUAAUGAUUUUUCAGGGCAUUAUAAACCAGUUGUGCAAACAUCAAGGAAUUGUGCUGCUCUGCUAGGCUGGGCUGACAUGAGAGGGGGUUUUUUUGGGGUGGCAGAGAGCUGUGAGCUGUCCUGUGCUUCAGCACCACAGCACUGAGCAGGUGGAGCUGCUUUGGUGCUCACUGGCACAGGGUCUGUGCUGGGUUUCAGUGCUGGUGUGUGCACGUGGAGCUCAUCAUCAGAUCUGGGCCUUAAUAUCCAGGAAUCUCUCUCAAGUGGCUCUGGGUUUCAGAUUUGUAGCCAAAAUAUCAGAGAAGGAAAAUUACCUGUGUGGGUGGUAGUUUGUAAGAGAACAUUUGAGUACCUAGUGCUACCCAGAAAAUAGAUGGUUUGAUGUCUUCAGAACAUAUCAGUUCUGUGUACAGCUGUCUGCUUUGCAAACAGAAUGUUUCUGUGAUUUUUUUUUUUUUAAGAUGUACAAAGUGAAAAGAAAUCUUUUUUUUGUAUGGGGUGUUUAUACUUAGAUCACAAAGAUAAGGUAAUUUAAACUGUGUGUUGUCCUUAACUAUAUUUAUUAAAGCUCUAGGCCUUUGUCUUGCUCUAUGCUCUUAAGUUUUGUGAGAAUGCAAGAGUCUUUACACUUGAUUAGCAAAACACUUUUACAAGCCCUGCAAAAUAUUAAUGAAUGUCCCAUCAGCUGCUGGUAACAAUUUCCAGGGCUGUUUUGUACCUCCUCAGUCUUUGAGUUUUUCACUGGUUUGAUCCAGCAGGUGCUUCAUGCUUGGCCUGAACAGUGUCAGAGUGGGCUCAUUUUUCACUGAUUUGCUGAGCAGAGGUGCAGGGAUGACCUCAGACCCACAGGGACCUAGGGAAGGUGCCAGGUCCUUGCAGGGAGCUCUGGGAGGGUCCUGUCCCUGCACUGACCUGGUUGGAAGAUUGACCUUGCACAUUUUGAGUGAACCAUGGGGAAUACUCAACAUAUGAACUCAGAAAUCUGUGCUGUGCUUGAGCCAUGGUUAAAUGUGGCAGAAUUGUGCAGCAGUGUUCCCUGAAAGGAUUUCCAUCCUUCUGGAAUGGGGGAAAACUGCUCCUGGAAUGUCAAACUGCUCCUCACUCAACCAGGCUGAACCUGGGGCUCUGCUGGAACAGCCCCUGAUGGGGCAAAAAUAACAUUGCAACCCCAAAACAGCUUCAGUGCCUGUGUGGAAAGGGAGAAAUGGAUGGAGGAACACUUAAGCUGGGGAUUCCAAUCCCUUUCCCCAAAAAUAUGUGUAGAGCUUUAUACUGGUUUACUGAAACAGUUCAAACUCUGCUGUGCUCAGAUUUUUGAGAAGCUGUCCCCUGUGGGCUGAAGCCUGAGGUUAAAAAGCUUUUGGUUGUAUUUCUGAAGAUAUUUAAAUGUGUUUUGGGUUUUACUUGUUGGGGCUGCUGCUGUUAUUUAUUUAUUUAUUUGAAUAGCUUUUGCACUGCAGUGACUCGGGUAUGGGGUAAUGACAGAUUACAUUUCAGUUCCUCCAAGCUACAGAUUUGUUGGACAACAAGAUAAAGAUUUGUUUUUCUUUUUCAAAAAACCCUAAAGGUCCCCCAAAUAGUGAAUAAACUGUGUGUUUUGUUAGUAUCAAGUGUCCACAUCCAUUAAUGUGGAAAUGGGCAAGACUGACAAAAUUUUGUAGAUAAAAAUGUGAGUGCCCAGUAGGUACAGCCAAAUUCAAGUGAGACUGCAGGGUUGGUUUGUUGGGGUUUUUUAAUGCUGAUUAUUGUGAAUUUUAUCCAGUCACCAUUCUGUGUUGAAUAAAAAUAGAUUCUAUUCUAAACAGAGAAGUGUUGAAUACUUUGUCUUUUACAUCUCCCUGAAGAAAUGCUCCAUUUGUUGGUUGGAAGGACAGACAUCCCUGCAGGGACUUUUGCCUGAGUCAGGAGCUGAGUGUGGCUCCUGUGGUGACUCUUAAGGUGACUUUUUUUGUUGUGUUUAUGGAACUGACAUGGAAAAGCUUCAUCCUUUCCCUCUGGCUCUGAUCAUCUCCCAACAUUUAUUGUCUGGAUUCUCUUAAAUGUUUGAGGGGUUUUUUGUGCCUCUGCCUGACAUGCAAUGUCCAAACCAUGUGCUGGGGAAAAACUGAUUGGAAAGGAAAGCAACUUCAGAAUUUCUGACCAAAAAUGUGCUCAAGGUGCCUCCUGGGAGUAGGCAAAUAACAGCUGGGAUGUUUUAUAAAAGAAGGGAGACUCAAAUCCCAGUUUCUGUUCUGUCUGAUGGAGAGCAGGAGCCUCCCUUGUGAGCAUCUUCGUGAAAGCCCUGGCUGCUGCUGGACGUGCUGCAGGGGGCCCUGUCUCUGUAGGAUGGGUAUUUACAGGGUGGGGAAAAGGUAAAUAAGUAGCAAGGACAGCAGUGUUGUGUUCCUAAAUUGCUUUGAGAUCCUUCUGCUUGUAAGUUCUGCAAACUCCCUCCGUGCGCCAAGACUUAAUGCUGUCUGUUUUGCUAGUAGGAGAAAUUCCAGAAGGGAUUCUGCCAUUUGUUUGAGGAGAUUAUUGCAUGUGCUUCUGGCAUAACAUGCUUAGAAUAACAGUGGGGAUCCUCCACGUGUGUCUGUGCCAGUGCUGUGCUGCCUCAGACUCUGGCAGAACUCACACCCGGGGUUCUGUGGUUGCUGCUGGAAGGUUUCUGCAGCAACUCAUGCCUGGGGUGCAAAAAGUGCUGCUCAGGAUUAGGCAGGUGCAAAAUGGUGUAAAUUAAAUCAGAGAGUGUUUAGAGCUGUUUGAGGCUGAUGGCUUUCAUGCAGAAUUAAUUUGGGGAAGGUUGGUUACAAUUCCAUCGAGUGAUUCCUGGGAUCAGUCAUGGUGGCAUUUUAUGGCCUGUGUAUUAUGUAAGUGCCUAAAUUAGAUAAUUUCGUGGCUUGUCCCAGUCUCUGAUAGGAUGUUCUGGUUGCUGACCUAUGCCCUCUUCACCUUGGAGCAAGGCUGGCUGGGUUUUGUUGUGCUCUGCUGAAGCAGCCAGGGGAUGGUGGGGACCCGUCCUGCCCGGCUGUCACAGCCUGCAGGGGCUGGGCAGGGGCUGCAGGCACUCCUGGGGGUUGUGUCUGCUGCUCUGGGCACCUUCAGCUGCAUUUGCUGCCUUGCUGAGUUAAAAAUGUGACUGUCAUCCUCAUGGCUGGGCAGAGGGGAAGCAGAGGAUUUAACUGCUGGUAUAAUUCAGUGUCCAGUGACCUUAAGUGCUGGGUUUUGUGUCUCACUGCCUAAGAGUUUAAUAAACUGGGUUGUUGUAAAGUGUUAGUUGUUUUCUCCUUUGUCUCUCUUCUUUUGGUUAUUUUUCCAGUUUGGAAUAAGGAGAUAAU
This is a messenger RNA of Ficedula albicollis (Collared flycatcher), 6032 nucleotides long. RefSeq names its product solute carrier family 37 member 1 (gene SLC37A1). Gene Ontology annotation, biological process: phosphate ion transmembrane transport; glucose-6-phosphate transport. The coding region runs from base 401 to 1981 and encodes 526 amino acids. Gene Ontology annotation, cellular component: endoplasmic reticulum membrane. The transcript is spliced from 21 exons. NCBI's taxonomy places the organism in Eukaryota, Metazoa, Chordata, Aves, Passeriformes, Muscicapidae. Gene Ontology annotation, molecular function: glucose 6-phosphate:phosphate antiporter activity. The record is from RefSeq and is a predicted model, not a curated record.